AUGGGCCUGAAACACAAGGAGUUCGAAAAGGCCGGCAAAAAAACGGGCCGCCAGAUCUGGAGGAUCGAGAAGAUGGAACUGAUCGAAGUGCCAGAGCCUCUCCAUGGCAACUUCUUUGUGGGUGAUGCCUAUUUAAUACUAAAUACGGUGGACAUGACGCUGUAUAAACUUUACAAUCUGCACUUCUGGUUGGGAAGUGAAUGCACCCAGGAUGAGAGCACAGCAGCGGCUAUAUUUACUGUACAGAUGGAUGACCAUCUUGGUGGAUUUGCAGUCCAGUAUCGGGAACUUCAAGGUUAUGAAAGCAACACUUUUCUUGGCUAUUUUAAAAAUGGAAUAAAAUAUCAGGCUGGUGGGGUGGCCUCUGGCUUCACCCAUGUGGUUACCAAUGAUCUUUCUGCUAAGAGACUUCUACAUGUUAAAGGACGCAGGGUGAUCCGAGCUACAGAGGUGCCAUUCAACUGGUCCAGCUUUAAUACGGAGACUGCUUUAUCAUCGAUGUUGGAGCUGAAGUUUAUCAGUGGUGCGGUGCAAAAUGCAACAAGUAUGAGCGCCUCAAAGCCUCACAGGUGGCCAAUGGCAUUCGUGACAAUGAAAAGGAAAGGCAGAGCUAAAGUCAUUGUUGUGGAAGAUGGGAGCGAGCCAAGCGCUGUGAUGAAGAUUUUAGGUGAAAAACCCAAGCUUCCUGAAGGCGAUGACGACACGGAUCAUGUGGCAGAUGUCAGCAACAGGAAAAAAGCCAAACUGCACAUGGUUUCUGAUGCAAGUGGUUCCAUGAAGAUCACAGUGGCUUCAGAAGAGAGUCCUUUCUCCAUGUCCAUGCUCCUGCCAGAGGAAUGCUUCAUUCUCGAUGCUGGAGAUAAGAUCUUCGUCUGGAAAGGCAAACAGUCCAAUAAGGAGGAGAAGAAGACGGCACUGAAGACGGCUGAAAGUUUUAUCAAGCAGAUGAAUUAUUCCGCCAAUACGCAGGUAAGUGUCUGUGAGGGAGGAGGGGAGACUCCGAUGUUCAAACAAUACUUCAGGGACUGGAAGGACAAGGAGCAAAGUCAGGGAUUCGGGAAGGUGGUGACCACGGGAAGAAUUGCAAAAGUGAAUCAAACUCCAUUUGAUGCCAAAAUUCUGCACCAAUCGCCGAAAAUGUCCGCACAAUACAACAUGCUGGACGAUGGGUCCGGAAAGGUGGAGAUUUGGCGCGUUGAAGACACCGGAAGAGUCCCGGUAGAGCCUGAGGCCUAUGGACAGUUCUUUGGCAGAGACUGCUACAUCAUUUUGUACUCUGGAGCUAAAGGAACCGUCAUUUAUACGUGGCAAGGAAACAAGGCCAGCAAAGAUGAGAUUACAAUGUCCGCCUUCCUCACUGUGCAACUGGACCGCUCUAUGAAGGCUGGAGCAACACAUACUCGGGUUGUCCAAGGAAAGGAGCCUCCUCAUUUGUUGGCCAUAUUCAAAGACAAACCCCUCAUCGUAUACAAAGAUGGAAGCUCAAGGAAAGGCAGCCAAGCUCCACCUCCUGCAGUACGAUUGUUUCAAGUGCGGAAGAAUUUGGGAUCCAUUACAAGGAUCAAUGAGGUCGAUGCCGAUGCCAGCUCUUUAAAUGCCAAUGAUGCUUUCGUCCUGAAAAUACAAAGUAACUCUGCUAUCAUGUGGAUCGGAAAGGGUGCAAAUGAGGAAGAGAUAAAAGGAGCGGAAUAUCUGGUGAAAGUUCUGAAGUGUAAUGUCACAAAUGUGUCCGAAGGCAAAGAGCCGGAUGUGUUCUGGAAAGGUCUGGGGGGUAAAAAGAACUAUCAGACUUCUCCUCUCCUGGAAACGCAGUUUGAAAAUAACCCGCCAAAACUUUUUGGGUGCUCCAAUAAAACCGGGCGCUUCGUGGUUGAAGAGGUACCGGGAGAAUUUACACAGGAAGAUCUGGCAGAGGAUGAUGUAAUGAUGUUGGAUACUUGGGAACAGAUAUUUAUUUGGAUUGGAGAUGACUCAAAUGAGGUUGAGAAAAAGGAAUCAUUGGUAGCAGCCAAAAGAUAUCUGGAAAGUGACCCAAAUGGAAGAGACAAGAACAUCCCAAUCACUGUGGUCAAACAAGGAUUUGAACCUCCAACAUUUACUGGCUGGUUUCUGGCCUGGGAUCCCAAAAAAUGGCAGAAGUGA
Staurois parvus is the source of this 2142-nucleotide messenger RNA. The record is from the annotation of a GenBank genome assembly. NCBI's taxonomy places the organism in Eukaryota, Metazoa, Chordata, Amphibia, Anura, Ranidae.